AUGAGGGAUAUUUUAAGAUUUAGCAAUCCACUAAGUUUGGAGCAAUCUUUUGGAGUUUUGAAGUUGACAAAGAACAUGAGACUUCAAAGUAUUGACUCGGACAUUGACAAGGAUGAAUUGAAGGCUUUUUCAGAAUGGAUAUCAAGUAGUGGAGAUGGAACAAUUGGCGGUCUAAAUGAUGGUUAUGCAAUGAUUGAUAUACCUGAUGAUCUUUUGAUAAAGGAUACAGAAGAUUCAGCUGCAUCUAUUGUAAAUAGCACGUAUCCUUCUUUCUCAGAGAAUAUUAAUGACCCAUCAUAUUUGCAAGAAAGAGCUAUACUUGCUCCAACUCUUGACAUUGUUAAAUCCAUAAAUAACUAUGUGAGUUUCCUUAAUCGAACUGAGGAAAAUACAUAUUUAAGUUCUGAUGCAACUUGUAGAUCUGAUUCGAACAUUGAUCUUAUAGGUGAUCUUCAUACACUUGAAUUUUUGAAUCCUAUAAAAUGCUCCGGGAUGCCUAAUCAUCAGUUGAAAUUGAAGGUCGAUGUCCCCGUUAUGCUAUUAAGAAAUGUCGAUCAUUCUUUGGGGUUAUGGGACUAG
This is a messenger RNA of Ziziphus jujuba (common jujube), 579 nucleotides long. RefSeq lists its product as uncharacterized. Lineage: Eukaryota; Viridiplantae; Streptophyta; Magnoliopsida; Rosales; Rhamnaceae. The record is from RefSeq and is a predicted model, not a curated record. The transcript has 2 exons. The coding region runs from base 1 to 579 and encodes 192 amino acids.